AUGACGUUCGGAGCUCUCAUUGCCACCGCACCAUAUCCAUGCUGUCACCUCGCGUACAACCUUCUCUUCGCAGUUGAGAACAAUGCUCUAGUGAAACAUGCAAGCAGCAGAGUGGACUCGAUCUACCUAACACACUGCAUUGACUGGCAGACGCUGCACUCUAUGGCGCCCCCUUGGAAGACAGAACUUCUAGCAGUCUUCUUCAUACUUUGCGCGCUACCUCGUCUCGCGCAGGCCGCGACAAGCGAAGAAUGGAAGUCACGAUCCAUUUACCAAAUCGUGACAGACCGAUUCGCCCGGUCCGACAAUUCAACUGUUGCGCCAUGCAAUGCCGCAGCAGGUGAGUACUGCGGCGGCGACUUUCGAGGCAUCAUCAACAAGCUGGAUUACAUUCAGGAUCUCGGAUUUUCAGCGUGUUUUGGGUCUUUGUUCCUUCCCUUCUUAUCUUCUGGAAAUGGUGACAAACAAGCCACGCCGCCUCGUGUUUGCGAUGCGCCACGAUGCCUCGUGACACUAACAGAUGCAGAUAUGGAUAUCGCCCGUGACAUAUCCAGUCCAGCAAGACACCCCAGACCUGUCCUCCAAUUCCACCCGUUCAACCGCCAGGAUUAUUUCCACCCUUUCCGGCUUCUCAAGGACGACCCAGACAAUGAGACAUGCGUUAUUGAUAACGGAAGACAGCAAUGUAGCGUCGACACUCUACUCCUGGAUCGGCGAAAUGGUCUCCAAUUAUUCGAGUCAGUAUCCCCCUCUACAUUGAACAAGAUUCAUGGGCUAGGACCAAUUCUAACAGCUCGUCUUAUUACAGUCGACGGCCUGCGUCUCGACAGCGUAUUCAAUGUCAAUCAAGAUUUCUGGCCAGGGUUCAAUAAGGCUUCAGGGGUGUUCUGCAUCGGCGAAGGAAUUACAGACAGUGCAUCAUCCAUAUGUCCUCUCCAGUGGAAAAUGGAUGGUGUUUUGAACUACCCCAUGUUUGUCUUUGCGAUUUGCUACCCAACACCAAGGCUAAAAAGUGCUGACCGACAACUCAGGUACUAUCGCCUUACCGGCACAUUCAACAACACGAAUGCGAAUAUGAAUGAUCUGCUCGAAGGACUGGAAGAGGUGAAGAGCGCGUGCAGGUCAGUUGCUAAUUCCCGAGGCGCACAGGAUAUCUUCACUCUGGGAAUCUUCACUGAAAAUCAAGACGUUCCACGAUUUGCUUCUCAAACCCAAGACAUAUCUCUAGCCCGAAAUAUUAUCACUUUCAAUCUUCUUGGAGACGGGAUACCUAUCCUCUACUAUGGCGAAGAGCUACACCUGCAAGGACCAUACAACCCGGUCAACCGGGGAGCUCUCUGGCUGACCGAUUACGCGACCGACACCACUUCCCUUCCCUCCCUCGUCCAGUCUCUGAAUAGACUGCGCGCCCACGCCGCCGGCAACGGCACUCGAUUCACUGAAUCUUCACCCUCUUCCUCCCAGCAAAACGACUAUCUCACAUUCGUAACGUACGCAAUCCACAACACCUCUCACACCGUUGCCCUGCGGAAGGGGUUUGCAGGAAACCAAGUUAUAACCGUACUGUCGAACCUCGGUUCCCAGCCGAGCCGCGAUGAUCCAGAGACCUCGUUCACGCUCCCCUCCGCGGGGACAGGCUUUCACCCGAACCAGAACGUGACCGAGAUCCUCUCUUGCCGGACUGUCCUGACGGACGGAGCAGGCAAUCUCAACGUGGACCUCUCAGCCGAUGGCGGGCCCCGAGUCUAUUACCCGACCAACAGCCUCAACGGCUCCGGCCUCUGCAGCGACGAGUUGAAAUCCAAAUCGUCGGCGGCUUCGCCAGUCACAUUCAAGCAACUCAUAUGGCUUACCGUUAUGACGAUGUUGCUAUUCCUGAUGACGGAGAUGACUCUGAUGUGA
This is a messenger RNA of Rasamsonia emersonii CBS 393.64, 1902 nucleotides long. Its product is annotated as Alpha-amylase. The record is from RefSeq and is a predicted model, not a curated record. Gene Ontology annotation, biological process: carbohydrate catabolic process. Gene Ontology annotation, molecular function: calcium ion binding; alpha-amylase activity. The transcript has 9 exons. Lineage: Eukaryota; Fungi; Ascomycota; Eurotiomycetes; Eurotiales; Trichocomaceae. Bases 1 to 1902 code for a protein of 633 amino acids.